This is a messenger RNA of Trypanosoma brucei brucei TREU927, 2205 nucleotides long. RefSeq lists its product as hypothetical. Bases 1 to 2205 code for a protein of 734 amino acids. NCBI's taxonomy places the organism in Eukaryota, Euglenozoa, Kinetoplastea, Trypanosomatida, Trypanosomatidae. The record is from RefSeq and is a predicted model, not a curated record. The transcript has a single exon.
AUGGAGGACGAGUGGAACACCGACGGAGGGUUGGUUUCUCUCACUUUGGAAGUGCCCAGCGCAAUACAGCUGCCUGGAAGUAUACGCUUUCGUUCCUUCACGGAAACAAGUUAUGAAGACAACGAAAGCGGUGACUCCGCGACGAUAACCGCUUGGAAGGCAACCCGGUGGAAUGAUCUCGGAAUACACAAACGCAGGCGUCUCGACGAUGCGCCCGGUUAUGAAUGUGGUGAUGUGGUACAACCCCUCCUGCAUGUAGUGAAAGACAGUUUCGAUGUGGCGCAGCGGCGGAUGGAAACACUUCAUUGGUUUCAGAAACCCCGAAGCGCGGAGGAAAUAAGCGCUCGGUUUGCAUUAGACCGGCGGCUCGGCGUUACGCCCAGUUUGGCUGCUACACAUCAGGCCUUGACUCGUCUGCAGCAACUCAACCGCACGGAGGCGAUUAUUGACCUGGCGGAGGAUCUUGUAAUGGACUCGCCAACAAUUUCCCUGUGGACACUCCUUCGAAUUGUAGAUGGGCUUAAGGGGCAGCCGCAGUGUGCGGCGCGAAUUGUGUUUUCUCUCUCUCCUCUAGUAACGAAUGGUGCCGUUCCCCCGAGUGCGUGGACAAGCCUCUGUGAUGGAUUGGACAAAGUGGCACGGCAGUUGCCGGCACCUUUAGAGCGGCCACUCGUUGAGUUAUUUGGAGAGGUGCUAUACCGCGCUCGUGACGACGGACCGGUUGACGGUAAGUUUGUUGUUUACUACGGGCAAGCUUUACUAAAGAGCAGGGCCCCCAUCGGAAGUAUUAUGGGAUUUGUGAGGGCUGAGUUGUUAAGUGGUCGAAAUGCGCCCUCAGCGGACGGAACAUCGGCAAUACGGUUGGGGGCCUUUCUCAGUGAUUUAAUUCAAGUAAUGUGCUCCGCGAGUGGUGGUGCAGAGGAACGGGAGGAAAGGGUACCUCUUUCCGCAGCCGACCGCCUAAUGCACUGCGGGGACCUUGUCAAACAUGCAUACGCUGGUCGGUUACAACUUACACAGGGCGCUUUUGAUGCCUUUUUACGAUUCUGUGAUGAGUCACAAGACUAUCACCGGCUUUGCAUCGUAUUUUUGGCAAUGUGUACGCUGUCCACUCCAACGCUCUCCUCCGUAGCGCGCGUUGCAGAAGUGCUCUGCGAUGUGAAGCAAAUGUCAGAUUACCUUGCCGAUGUGUUGCACCAGUCCACACCUUCGCUGAUGUUGUAUCUCCUGUUGCGCCACGGGUCGGUUAGUCUCUUUCCUCAAAUCAACAAUAACAACAUCCGUACGAGAGGUGGUAAUGUCAGCAACAACGAGCGAGACAAGUUAGAAAUGCAUUUUUGCACGUGUCUCGCACGUUUAUGUGUGCGCGACGGCGAUGAAUUUGUUUGUAUGGCUCUGUUUAGUGCGAUUAUUGACAUUGGAAGGCCUGUAGGUGCCAGUGCCUUCAUUAGUGAAGUGGCCAACUCGUUACGAUGUCCCGUGAAACUUUUUGGAGGGCGAGCGACCCCAGCAGGCGUGGCGGCAUCUGUCGAGCCAUUUAACGUUGAAGCUCUCUAUUAUGCGUUGCGCCCUGCGGUUGCAUCAUCCGGCUCCGGUGGUAUCGGUGACGGUACCUCCCUUGAUGCGCUCCGUACCAUUCCCCAGAGCCGCCCACUCGCAUCACUAUUGGGUGGCAGAGAUUUGGCGGAAAAAACAUGCGGCACCACAGUUGAGCAAGCCCUUGCCGGUUUGUUGACGUCGCCGCAUGUUUACUGUACAGUUGUUUGUGAAAGCGCCAUUUCUAGUCUCGUGAAGUCUCCUCCCCUAGCAGAGGCUUUUGCAAAGAUGAUGGACGGAUACGCAACAAAGAUGGGUGCCAUUGCGUUUGUUCCCUUUGAUGUGUGCACAGCCGAACAGUUGACUGAUGACGGUCGAAAGUUUCUCUUCGAGUGGAUCUCACGAUACGCCUGGUUUGUGGUGCUCCCCCUUUCUCUCACAAUGCAGUUGGCAAUGAAUCCUGCUGCGGUUACAGUGGGAAAGUGGAAGACGGAAGAACGGCUUAAUGAAUCCCGUUGCAUUAGGUUGUUUCAUGCAAUACAGGCGGCGAAACAUACCAAAGUUGCUUUCAUAACUGCUGAACCCAACGUUGCUGAAGAUGCUAAGGCAUCAGGUGUUCACCCUGUCAUCACUCUCACAGACCUAGCGAAGCGACUUGGGAUAAACUAG